Messenger RNA from Prosopis cineraria, 1632 nucleotides. RefSeq lists its product as uncharacterized. The record is from RefSeq and is a predicted model, not a curated record. Bases 202 to 1104 code for a protein of 300 amino acids. NCBI's taxonomy places the organism in Eukaryota, Viridiplantae, Streptophyta, Magnoliopsida, Fabales, Fabaceae. The transcript has 2 exons.
GAAUGAAAACGGGAAUAUCUGAUUCCAAGCAAAGUCCAUUUCCACCUCUCGUUCUUUUUUCCCACCCACAAAUCGAUAGCCUCUCUCCCGCCUUCUUCCUUCCUCUUCCUUGCCUCUCACCCGCUAUGGACCUCACCAUUGACAAUCCACUUUUGCUGCCACAAAAUCGCAACUUUCACUCUGGAAACCACCGUUGCUGACAUGUCGCCGCCGCCACUAGCCAACAUCCACGACAACCUUCUCCCCCAUCCUCACAAACUUCCCACCUUACCGGAUCUCUUCCUCACAGCCCUCUCUGUUUGCUUUCUCUUCACGUCCUCCGCUAAGUCCACCCUCACCCCCAGAUGUCCUUUUCUCUCGUUCCCCCUGAACCCUCGUCGCUUUCUUAAAAUCCCCGUCAUGUCCCACUCCGCGUCGAACCCUAAGAUUAAUCUUCUCUCUCGUCGCCACAACUUCGCCUCUCCGCAGUCUCUCUCCGACUGGCUCAAGACCCGUUUGCCUUCUGACUCCUUCGCCUCCUGGGGUGUGAAGCCCGGCACCAAGAACGUUCACAACCUCUGGCUCGAACUCUCAGAAGGUGAAACCUCUCUCGCUGAUUCCACUCCUCCGGUUCGUACGGUUCAGGUUGUCACCGUUCGAGUCCUCGGCAAAGAGGGGAAAAUUUUGGUUGAGUCUCACCAGGAGUUAUCGGACGGUAACGUCAGAAAACGAGGCCGACCCUUGUCGGAGAAGAUGAAGCCCAGUGAGGACCCGGAAUCGGCUGCCAUGAGGGCGAUCAAAGAAGAGCUUGGCUCUAUGGUUUGUGGGUCUGAUGCCGAUUUGGACGUCUGUGAAAUUGUGAGGAUUGAUCCAAAUUCGUAUGAGAUGAAGGUGGAGGAACGGAAUUCGGAUUCGUAUCCGGGUUUGCCUGGUUGCUACGUUUUGCAUACCUUGAAUGCGACGGUCGACGGUUUGCCGGAGGGUGAUUUUUGCACGUUUGAGGUUGACGAGUAUGGAAAUCUUGACGAAAAUAAUGUUGCGGACAAGGCGGUCUCUGUGAAGAAACAUUACUGGACAUGGGUUAGAGCUGAUUCGAAGGAAUCUUCAUAUGAAGUUAUGAGCUGAAAUUAACAUUUUCAUCUUGAGUUUUUUAUACGGGAAGGCAGAGUUCAUGGUACAGUGGUGUGGUAGUUCAGAGCUGUCCAAGAUAUAUAACUAAUAUAGCCUGCAACUCAAGUUUACUGAUUGGAAUCUUAUUCCCUUAUGGGAGCGGCGAUUCUGCAGAUAGUCGAAGCGGAUAAAGGGUACCAUCACAGGGACAGGGAUUACUAAUGCAUUUACAAUGUGGGUUUUUCACACCCAUCUAUUGCUAGAGAAGUUUUAAAUUCUGUGAAAGCUGCAUGCUUGGUUGCAAACAAACAGUGAGGUGGCGAGAUAGGGUCAUAGUAUGAAUUUAUUAUCCUGAUAGAGAAGAAUCUAAUGGGGUUUGACCUAGAUAGCUGAUUGAUUCCCCUCUCAAAGCUGUAGCCGCAGCUACACAUUGCUGCAGAUUAGGCUUUCACCACCUGUCACGUUCUUCAAGGUGAGAGUAUGGAUGGGGUUAAAAUGGGAGUCUACUGUCACAACCUGUGUCCAGAAAAAGGAAAACCUUCG